AUGUGUACCGGUAAUGUUCCACCAUCUAAUACACAAACGACGACAACACAAUCAUCAUCAUCAACAUCAUCAUCAUCGAUAAGAUCGACAUAUGAUACAACAUCAUCAUACAAUAUUAAAGAUGGUAGUGUUAUUUCAGAUAAUAGCAUUGAAUAUAUUGAUACAUUAAGUAAUUAUUCAUCAAGUUUUGAUGAUGAAGUAAUAUCACAACAACAAGAAAUAGAAAAAAAAAUAAUUGAAUUUGGUCCAAUUAAAGUUCGUCCACGAAAAAAUCCGGCACCAACAUUAGCUACAGGACGUCGAUCAAAAUAUGAAAUUUUAUCACCAGAUCAAGAACAAAAACGACAAAUUCGUCGUGCAAGAAAUCGAGCAGCUGCUGAAAAAGUACGUGUUCGACGAUUAGGUAUUGAAGAACAAUUAACUAAAGAAAUUAAAGAUUUAGAACAACAAAAAUCAUAUCUAGUCAAUAAUAUAAAUGAAUUAGAGAAUAAAAAAUUACUUUUACAAACACGAUUUAUGACACAUGAAUAUUUAUGUAUGAACAAUAAUAAAAUUGAUGGUACAAUAUCAUUAAAUGAAAAUGAUUUUUCAUUAAUCAAUAAUCAAUUACAAUCAAAUGAUAAUAAUAAUAAUAAUAACAAAGUAACGAAUCUAUAUAAUACAGCUAAUGAUUUUCAAUCAAUGGAUACUACGGAUAUAUUCUCAAAUACUUCAACAUUAAUUCAAUUAUCAUCAUCGGAAAUAAAAAAUGAUUUAUUAUUUGAAUUUAAUGAUUUAGAUAAUAUUCUUAAUAAUCCACAAUCUUCUUAUGUGUAUGCUGAGGAUGAUGAAUUUAAUGAAUUAUUAACUAUGUCAUAA
Messenger RNA from Didymodactylos carnosus, 858 nucleotides. Lineage: Eukaryota; Metazoa; Rotifera; Eurotatoria; Philodinida; Philodinidae. The record is from the annotation of a GenBank genome assembly.